GUUUACCUCAAUGUGUUUUUUCGUGUCAAAGGUCUCUUUCUAUGGUUGCGUUGAAAACCCAAAACAGCGACCAUGAAGCUGAAUAUCAGCUACCCAGCCACUGGCUGUCAGAAGCUUAUUGAAGUGGAUGAUAUCAACAAAUUGAGGCCAUUUUUCGACAAGCGUAUGGCACAUGAAAUGUCAUGUGAACAUCUUGGUGAUGAGUGGAAGGGAUAUGUGGUAAGAAUUGGUGGAGGAAAUGACAAGCAGGGUUUCCCAAUGAAGCAAGGUGUGUUGAGUGCUGGCAGAGUACGUCUUCUGCUCAAGAAAGGCCAGUCCUGCUACCGCCCUCGCAGGAAGGGAGAAAGGAAACGCAAGUCUGUCCGUGGAUGCAUUGUGGAUUCCAACCUUUCUGUACUGAAUUUGGUUAUCAUCAAAAAAGGAGAAGGCGAGAUCCCAGACCUUACUGAUAAAACAAUUCCUAGGCGACUUGGACCUAAAAGGGCUGGAAAAAUCAGAAAGCUUUUCAACUUGUCCCGUGAGGAUGAUGUGCGCCAGUACGUAGUAAGGCGCCCUCUUCCACAGAAGGAAGGAAGCAAGAGAAAAUGCUUCAAAUCGCCGAAGAUCCAGAGACUCAUUACUCCACAGCGUCUCCAGCGUAAAAGACAUGAGAUCGCAAUGAAGAAGCAACGUGUGAAGAAGAACCGUGACGCUGCUGCUGAGUACGCCAAGCUGCUUGCUCAACGACAAAAGGAGAAGAGAGAUGCUGUGAUGAAGCGAAAGCGUUCAGCAUCGGCCAGGGAAUCUCACCGUCAGUCACAAUCCGACAAGUAAAUACAGUCUGGUAAUGAGUGCAACAUGUAAUAAUCAAAGUGGAUAGGUGAUAUUAAAAAUGCUUGAGGAACUGAA
This is a messenger RNA of Anneissia japonica, 888 nucleotides long. Its product is annotated as 40S ribosomal protein S6-like. The transcript has 5 exons. The coding region runs from base 73 to 813 and encodes 246 amino acids. Gene Ontology annotation, molecular function: structural constituent of ribosome. Gene Ontology annotation, biological process: translation. The record is from RefSeq and is a predicted model, not a curated record. Lineage: Eukaryota; Metazoa; Echinodermata; Crinoidea; Comatulida; Comatulidae. Gene Ontology annotation, cellular component: ribosome.